Stylophora pistillata is the source of this 2172-nucleotide messenger RNA. RefSeq lists its product as uncharacterized. The record is from RefSeq and is a predicted model, not a curated record. Gene Ontology annotation, molecular function: ubiquitin-protein transferase activity. Lineage: Eukaryota; Metazoa; Cnidaria; Anthozoa; Scleractinia; Pocilloporidae.
AUGACUAGUGUCAAACCUACUUCCUCGACGUCGCCAGACUCUAACAGUUCUAUCCAAGCUCGGCUUGCCACUCUCUUUCCGACAAUUGGUUCGAACCGAGCUAGUGGGAAAAGCACUAGUAGAAGGCCAGCAAGGUCAAAGCAGACCAUUAAGGCGACCAAAGGCCGCCCAUCCAAGACACUUGUUUACAAGGAUCUAGUCCUUAUUCCCAGUCCCAAGAUCAACAAAGUACCUACACACACAACCCGACUUCAGUUAGAAGAGAGAGAACUUGUCUGCCACGAGUUUCCCUUUGACAAGAGCUGGGACGCACAUUCCCUCAAAGCUGCUAUAUUGAAUCGAUUUCCAAAGCUUUUGCUAUUUGAGUAUGUCAAGUUGCUGGCCGAAGGCAUAACUCUGGAUGCAGAAAGAGUGACCAGGAUGGCUGGUCAAGGAGCUGUUUAUGUUAGAUUAAUGGUCCCUUUGGAAUCAGAAGACAAGGGUGAAACCGAAGAGGAGCUAGAGAAUUCAUUAUUAGAUGACAGUCCAAGUGUUAAUGGAGCACAAAGAAGCUCUGUGUUCCUUUCAUUUGGGGAGAGUGAUGGGAGGCCAGAUGCAGCUGUGGUGCCCCAUCCCUGCCCAACCUUAUUGUGUACCAUUUCCAACUGGAGCAGAAACAUCAAAUCAAAAUACAGAGUUAAAUGAUAUAGAGACAGGCAGCGACUCUAAUAUUGUUGAUGUAUCUGAGCAUGUACCUGUGUCUGUAUCAGUACCUGUAUCUCAACUGCCACCAAAACGUAUCAUCCAAGUGCACAGACUAAAUAUUAAGAAGGAUUUGAUUGACUUAUUCCGAGAUCCAUUAAUUAUGAGUCAGGACAUAGAGAUAAUUGUUAUUGAUGCUGUGGGAGUUGAAGAAGUGGGCAGAGGUGUUGGGUUGCUUAGAGAUGUUUUCUCUCUUUUUUGGAAAGAAACAUACGAUUCCCUUUUUGUUGGAGAAAAUGAGCGCGUACCAUUUGUAAGACAUGACUAUCAAAGGGAUGAAUGGGUUGCUGUUGGCAGAAUUUUGGUGAAAGGACAUUUAACCUGUCAAUACCUACCAGUCCUUCUGUCUCAAACGUUCCUUGCUUGUCUCUUUUGGGGGGAGUCUGCAGUAACUAGUGCUAUGCUGACUCAAUCCUUUAGAAAUUACAUUUCAGUAGAUGAAAAAUGUUUGAUUGACAAGUGCCUCGCUGGUGACAUGAAGUGGGAUGAUGAAGAUGAAAUGUCCCAGCUUUUAGAAGUUUUUAGUAACUAUGACUGUCGAAUUAUGGUAAAUUCCGAGAAUGUUAGUCAAGUUAUUGAAGAAAUAGCCCAUAAGGAGCUGCUGCAGAAGCCACAGUAUAUUACAGACUGCUGGAAGGAUAUAGUUUCUACACUUCUUCCUAGUUUUCCUGAUUUUGCAGCAAUUUCCAAAAGGUAUGAAUUGUUAAUACCAUCCACAAGCAAAAUCCUUAGUUGCCUAGAGGCAAACCCUGAGAGUGAUGGGGAAAGGGAUAGCCUUAAGUUUCUCAAACGGUAUAUUAAGGGCCUUGACACGCCUCAGAAAUUAUCAAAGUUUGUAAGGUUCAUCAGUGGGUCUGAGUUAAUGCUUUUUGAUACAAUCCAAGUAAAUUUUACCAACUUAUCUGGUUUGGGUCGCCGACCAAUUGCCCACACUUGUAAUACUGUAUUGGAGCUAUCCUCGACUUAUCAGUCAUUUCCUGAACUUAGAGAGGAGUUCAGUGCAAUACUUGCAUCAGAUUAUUGGGAAAUGGAUAUUGUGUAAUAUGCCUUGUGACUUAAAGAAGACCAUUGUGAUGGCAAAUGCAAGCUGAUUUAAAACAGACUGAUAAUAUCAUUUUUGUAGUGAAAUUGUGUUUUCUGCCUUGGAUAGGUAUUUUCGGUUUUAAAACAUUUAACAACUGUGCACAAAUUAUUUUCAGGUAAAUCAUACUGGGAAAUUGUUAGCUAAUGGCUGAUUGUAGUAUCAAGCUUGUUAUCUGUUCAAGUUGACAUUUUCAAGUGAGCGCAGCUGUUUAGAACUAUUUUGUUGAGAUUCUUAUGUAUUUUUUUUCCUUACUGUUGUAAAGGUUAAGUUGCAUUAAUUUUGUUGUACUAUUCUGAUCGAUACAAUUUAAAGGCAAAUAAUAAACUUCACACUGUUUGCGUUUUCAA